AUGGAGCCCUCAGGGCCUCAGCCGAGAUGGAGCAAAUCGUCUGAGCAGUCAACGACUCAAGCUCCCGGCUUUCCACUCCUCCUUAUCCUCCUCCUGACGUCAACUCUGCAGAUGCCAGGACCCGAAUCCGAUGGCUCCAAACCCUCGCUCCCCCCGGGAAUGGUGCUGGGCCCGGAUGGAAAGCCCUGCAAAAUCUGUACCGCAUUUCGCAACUGGAAACCUCCAAAGCCCAACGUGCAGGACAGUGUGGCCUCGACGCAGAGCAGAAAGAAAACGACUGCGGCGAUGAUGGCCGCGUUGGCAUCCGGGAAAGGCUUCGUAUCCCAGCCAGAGCCAGACAUCCGACCAGAGCACUGCCCCCCGGAUGUCGAGCAGCUCGGUCGUGCAACUUGGACUUUCCUUCACACGACGGCGGCGUAUUACCCCGAGCGACCGACGCCGAACCAGCGUGCAAAUAUGCUCAGCCUGCUGCGCUCACUUCCUGUUCUGUAUCCAUGCUCGCACUGCGCGUCACACUUGGAAGAUAACAUUAAGACUCAUCCACCAGACGUCAGUGGGCGGGUCGCAUUGAGCAGAUGGCUGUGUCAAAGGCAUAAUGACGUGAAUGUGCGAUUGGGGAAGUCGAGCUUUGAUUGCUCUAUCGAGAAGACAGACGAACGGUGGAAAGACGGUCCCAGUGACGGCAGCUGUGAUUAA
Fibroporia radiculosa is the source of this 696-nucleotide messenger RNA. RefSeq lists its product as uncharacterized. Gene Ontology annotation, cellular component: mitochondrion. The coding region runs from base 1 to 696 and encodes 231 amino acids. The record is from RefSeq and is a predicted model, not a curated record. NCBI's taxonomy places the organism in Eukaryota, Fungi, Basidiomycota, Agaricomycetes, Polyporales, Fibroporiaceae. Gene Ontology annotation, molecular function: flavin adenine dinucleotide binding; flavin-dependent sulfhydryl oxidase activity. The transcript is spliced from 2 exons.